Messenger RNA from Pelecanus crispus (Dalmatian pelican), 608 nucleotides. The record is from RefSeq and is a predicted model, not a curated record. Lineage: Eukaryota; Metazoa; Chordata; Aves; Pelecaniformes; Pelecanidae.
UUCUUUUCUCUUGUAGAUUUGUUGCUUAUUAUUUACUACUGGAAGGCAAUUGGUGACAAAUUUUUUGUAAUGCAUCACUUGGCAGCUCUGUACGCUUACUAUUUUGUACUGAGCAAAGGUCUGUUGGCUUAUUUCGGAAACUUCCGUCUGCUUGCAGAGUUCUCCACUCCUUUUGUCAAUCAGCGGUGGUUUUUUGAAGUACUGGGAUAUCCCAAAUCUUCGAAGGCCAACAUCAUCAAUGGUGUGCUGAUGACAGUCGUGUUCUUCGUGGUGAGGAUUGCCGUCAUGCCUAUAUAUUACAGCCAUGUAAUUUCUUCAUUUGGAACAGAGGCUUUCCAGAGAUUAGGAUUUGCAGCCCAGAGUGCCUGGAUUAUCUCAAGUGUUGUCUUGGAUGUUAUGAACGUGAUGUGGAUGGUCAAAAUUGCAAAAGGAUGCUACAAAGUCAUUUGUCUUAUUGGACGGGAGGAAGCCAAAACUCACAGAAAUGGAAAAUCUGACUAGAAAUUAUGCGUGUAAAAUGAAAUUUCUGCUAUGAAGAUAACGUGGGUUCACUGAAACGGUGCACAUUUCUGCCAUGGAAUGCUCCUCCUAAGGAAACAAGGCAUUAC